Molecule: messenger RNA, 157 nt
Organism: Racocetra persica
Lineage: Eukaryota; Fungi; Glomeromycota; Glomeromycetes; Diversisporales; Gigasporaceae
Source: the annotation of a GenBank genome assembly
GUUACUAUGGUUAAAGAUAUUAAUGAUAAAAUUUAAUGAAAAUAUUGGAAAUUCUCCAUAUCCGAUGCCAAUUGAUUCAGAAGAAGUUUAUAGGUUAAAAUUAAUGCAUCACGCAAUAAAGAGUGCUUGGAAAAGCAAUUGCCCAUCAAAGAAGUGA